AAUUUACAUGCACAAAUCUCACACAAUCACGUUUAUUUGAGUUUCGCAAGCUCCAGGAGUCUGAAACUCUUUAGCCACAAUGGCUGGAGAAAUUUUAUUUUUCCAGGGAACAAAAACGCAUGUUAUUUUUCUAGCUUUCUGCCUGGUGGCCACCUCUUUAUUAUUGGCGGAGGCUAAAGUUCAUAAUUUGACAUGGGAGGUGAGUUAUCAGUAUAAGUCUCUUGACUGCUACAAGAAACUUGUUAUUGCCACCAAUGGCAAGACUCCAGGGCCUGUGAUUUCUGCAACCGAAGGCGAUACGAUUGUCAUCAAUGUUAAGAAUAAUUUGUUGAUGGAAAAUCUCGCUAUCCAUUGGCAUGGUAUCAGACAGAUUGGAACUCCUUGGAGUGAUGGAACAGAUGAAGUUUCGCAAUGUGGAACAAUGCCUGGUGACACCUUCGUUUACAAAUUCGUUGUCGAUAAGGCGGGCACAUAUAUGUACCAUUCGCAUUACGGAAUGCAGAGACAAGCAGGACUAUAUGGGCUGAUUAAGGUAGCUGUUCCUUCAGGAACCAAAGAGCCCUUCACAUAUUACCGUGAGCAUGGAGUUGUCCUGAGUGAUUGGUACCAUGCAAGCUCUUAUGAGCAAGCCACAGGCCUCACUUCCAUACCCUAUGUUUGGGUUGGGGAGCCUCAGUCACUUCUAAUAAAUGGAAGAGGAAAGUAUGAUUGUGCAAAUCUUAGUGCCAGUGUUUGCAAUGCAACAAAUCCUGAAUGCGCUCCAGCUUCAUUUACAGUUGUCCCUGGAAAAACUUACAGAUUUAGAAUUGCUAGCUUAACUUCUUUAUCAGCUCUUAGUUUCCAAAUAGAGGGACACAACAUGACUGUGGUUGAAGCUGAUGGCAACUACGUGGAGCCAUUUGUGACAGAAAACCUGUACAUUUACUCAGGAGAAACAUACUCAGUUUUAGUCACAGCCAACCAAAGUUCCUCCAGGAAUUACUGGAUCACCACAAACGUUGUCGGCAGAGAGCCCUCCACACCAAUCGGCCAAGCCAUCCUGAACUACUAUCCGAAUCCCAGCCAAAAAUCCCCCGCAACAACUCCACCUUCAGGGCCUCUCUGGAACGACGUAAACGCCCGGAAAAGCCAAAGCCUGGCCGUCAAGGCCCGCCAGGGCUACAUCCAAACCCCCCCGGAUCCUGACAAAGUCAUUGUCCUCCUGAACACUCAAAACAAGGUCGAUGGCUACACCAAAUGGGCCAUCAACAAUGUGUCACACACUCUCCCGGAAACCCCCUACCUUAUCGCCUUGAAGAAAAACUGGCCUGAUGUGUUCGACCAGACACCCGCACCUGAGGGCUACGACUAUGAAAACUAUGACAUUUACAGUGUCCAGAACAACACCAACGCUACAACAAGCUCAUCCAUUUACAGGCUUGAGUUCAACUCCACGGUGGAUGUAAUUUUACAGAAUGCCAAUACGAUGAAUGCAAACAACAGCGAGACACAUCCCUGGCACUUACACGGGCAUGACUUCUGGGUGCUGGGCUUCGGAGAGGGUCAAUAUGACAUCGAAAAUGAUGAUACCAAAUACAAUGUGGAGAAUCCGAUAAUGAAGAACACAGUGCCGUUACAUCCUUACGGGUGGACGGCGUUGAGAUUCCGGGCCAAUAAUCCUGGAAUCUGGCUGUUCCAUUGCCACAUUGAUGCACAUUUUAUGCUGGGAAUGUUGGUGAUGUUUGAGUCAGGAUCCUCAAUGGUCUCGGAUCCGCCUCAACAGAACAUGGGGUGUGGCAAAAUAAGACCUUGAUGCAACCAUAGUUUAAAAAAAAUUAUUGAAUUGUAUGUGACACAUACAAAUGGCUGCAGAAGAAAAAUUAGGUGGGUUUUGCUUCUGAAUUUUAAUAAAUGUUUUGGUGGUUGUUAUGCACAAUAAUGUUGAGAAAUUUGAUUAGGGAAA
This is a messenger RNA of Mangifera indica (mango), 1942 nucleotides long. Its product is annotated as L-ascorbate oxidase-like. The record is from RefSeq and is a predicted model, not a curated record. NCBI's taxonomy places the organism in Eukaryota, Viridiplantae, Streptophyta, Magnoliopsida, Sapindales, Anacardiaceae. Gene Ontology annotation, cellular component: extracellular region. The coding region runs from base 80 to 1792 and encodes 570 amino acids. Gene Ontology annotation, molecular function: oxidoreductase activity; copper ion binding. The transcript is spliced from 5 exons.